CUCGCGCCGCCGCUCGUCUCCGCGUCCGAGCCUGCCGUUUAGGAAGCUCGCGCUCGCAGCCCACGUUUGAAGAAGAAGAAACCGGCCGGCACUCAGGGAGGGUCGGCUCGGCGACGAUGGCGGAAGACCGCAGCUGGAUGUACACGGGCCGCCAGAGCAGGAAGAAGUUCACCCCCGAGUGGCUGGAGAAGACGACCGAGUUCGUGGAGCGCGCCUUCCGCAUCCUCCCGCCGGGGCACCAGGCCGUGCUGUGCCCCUGCGCUCGCUGCCAGUUCAGGCUGUACAGACGGAAGGACGAGAUUCAGCUGCAUCUGUUCAAGAACGGGUUCGCGCCAGGGUACACGGUGUGGGUGUACCACGGCGAGCGCCACAAACCCGAGCCUGCUAAGCCCAAGCCGUCCGACGACCACCCCGGAGAGAAUGGCGGUCUCGACGGGAAGAAGGAUGGCGCCGGCGGUGGCGAGCAAGUGUCCAAGCCGCAGGGGACCAAGAAGUGGGCGUGUGCAAGAGGCAAGCUACCAAAGAAGGAUCAAAAGUGGGCGCGGGCUGCGGCGCAGGGAGAGGGAGGCCCGGCGAGGACGGCGGAGGACCGCAGCUGGAUGUACACGGGGCGCCUGAGCAGGCAGUCCAUCACCCCCGAGUGGGCGGAGAAGACGACCGAGUUUGUGGAGCGCGCCUUCCGCGGCGUCCCGCCGGACUUCGGCAUGCUGUGCCCCUGCGCGCGCUGCCGCAACCGCAACAGGAUACCGAGGACCAAGUUCGACAUGACGAUGGAUCUGGGCCGGAACGGGUUCAUGCCAGGGUACACGGUGUGGGUGCACCACGGCGAGGGCCACAACCCCCAGCCUGCCAAGCCGUCCGACGACCACGGGAAGAGGGAUGGUGGCGCCGGCGGUGGCGAGCAAGUCUCGAAGCCGCAGGAGACUAAGGAGUGGGAGAUUUCCCAUCUUGAGGCGUAUGCAAGAGGCCGUCUACCAAAGGGGACUGAUCAAAUGGAGUGGACCUACCAGAAAUACCUGUGGGAGCAAAAGAAAGCCAAGCUGCAACAGCAACAGCAACAGAGUGAACCAAAGGCAAAGAGGCUGCUCACGUUUGCUGAAGAGGAAGGGAACAAUGUCAGCGUUCCGGAUCCUGAUGAACCAGCGACAACAGCUGAUGGCCCUGUAGCUAAUCCGGCAACGACAGCUGAUGGAGUUCAGAUCCCAGCUGGACCGACGGCUCGUCCCAAGCGCAAGGCAGGCCCGCCCGGGUGGCAUUCAGGUUCAGACUGGGUCAAUUGACCCAUGUAACGGCUACCUAGUUUAAAUAGCCCCCAUGACCUACUGAUGUACUUGGCGGAUAAGAAAUGGGCGGCUAAGGCCGAUCGUAAGCACUUGUUGUGUCGCUGGAUUAAUCAGCUAGCUAAUCUUCUCCUAGAUCGAUUUCAUCUCUGCGAUUUCAAUUUGUGAGCCAUCUAGCAAGCAAGAUCUAUGUAGCUUACAGUUGGUAUCAGAGAUCCCACGGCACCACCACGAUACCCGACUUUGA
Molecule: messenger RNA, 1527 nt
Organism: Triticum aestivum (bread wheat)
Lineage: Eukaryota; Viridiplantae; Streptophyta; Magnoliopsida; Poales; Poaceae
Exons: 5
Coding region: 117-1280 (387 amino acids)
Source: RefSeq, a predicted model, not a curated record